CAGUUCAUGUAGUUUGAUAAGAAAUUGUGAUGGUGUCAAAAUACACUUGUGAAAUUAAUUAUGAACUAACAAUGAUUUAUUUUACAACCUACAACCUGGAGUCGAUUAAUAUAGAAAAAAGUUUGUUGAAUUCUUGACCAGGAUAAAAAAGUGCAAUGAGUUGAAAUGAAGAAAACGUACACCUCAACAGACAUUCACCAAAAACAGGGCCAAGAGCUCUCAAAAAAAUUAUAUCGAACUAUCAGCGAACAAGCCAAACGCUUGGACGAUGCUAGGAGCUGCGCCCGGAGUAUCGGAGACUUAUUUACUCCAAAUUUACAAGUGUUACGUAGGAAAUUCUGUGAAUACUGCGAACGAUUAAUAUUUUCAGACCCAGUCCUGUAUGGAAGGAAAGGCGAAGAACUGCUAUGGCGCAAAGGUUAUUAUGACGUAAUCGCUACUGCAAAAAAGCUAAAAAAGAAGGAAUACCUACCCGAAGAUAUAUCAAACAUCCAAGCUCAUAUCAAUGCAGGUAUCGGGUUCUACCACCACAUUAUAUCCAAAUUACAGUGUGAGUUCCACCUGGGUUUUAAAAAUGCCAUCGACUUUGCAGUAUUGCACGAAGAGAACAAAGAUUCCAGUGAAGUCAAUUCCGAGGCCCUCAAGUGGGCUAAGCAGUCUAUACACCAAUGCCUGAUUUAUUUGGGUGAUCUCAGCAGGUACAAAUUGGAAAUUUACCCGAAUUGGGAGCCCACGGUCGCUAUAAGGUACUAUUUACAAGCCAUAUCCUACAAGCCUGACUACGGCAUGCCCCAUAACCAGAUGGGAACGUUAGCCAUGAACCAAAACCAAUUUUUAGAAGCCGUUUAUCACUACAUGCGCUGCCUGGCAUGUAAAUUUUCUUUUGAAGGUACAACAAAUAACCUCCAUGGGUUAUUCGACAAGAACUCCAAGUUUAUAGAGCAGCUGCCUGACGAAAGUCAGAACGCGGAUUGCAUUAUCGAGCCUGGUAAGUCUGAGAAUAUCAAACGUUUCCUUGCUCGGUUCCUCUUGUUGAUCGAUAUCUGGUACUUUGACAAGAAGGUAGCGAAAGUCUACAGCUUAUGCCAUCAAACAUACAAGAACCUCGAAGAGUGCCUGUCGUAUUCCAAACCGGCCUCGAGCGAAUCAGGUGAAACCCCCACCGACACGGAAUCCAUCGAAACCGAGUCUGUCCCCUCGUUCCUCGGCAGCGAUAUGCUCUUCAAAAUCGUUAUUAUCUGCCUCCUGUGCAUAUCGAAACUGCGCUCAACCAAUUCGCCCCAAUUGUCAGCCGUCGUGGCUUUCACCCUGGCUAUUUACUCCCAGCUCAUACAGAACGUAACGGGGCAUAUCGCAGAGAGCGUUUUAAACUACCCGCUGAGCGAGACGGUGAAAAAUGCCAGGGGAAACGGGAUCCUGAAGGAUCUGAUGAAUGGCGGGAGGAAGAGGUCCAAGUCGAAGUUACGCAGGAGGAAGGCUUUGAAGGCGGAAAGUGACGAGGAGUCUGAUGCGAGCGGGGACGGGGAUGAGUACAGCAGCUCAGAUGAUUCCUUCAUAUCGGACAAUGAAGACGUUUUGGCCGAGUCUUCAGACGAAGAAUUGGAUAUUAUCAAGGUUUCCGAUGAAUCGAACUGCGGAACCCCGAAAGAGCCCCUCCUGAACGGCUUCCAAAACGGCAUCACUUCAUCGCCCGAGACCACCGCCGACGAGAACAAGACCAAGGAAGAUAUCAUCAAGAAGGUCCAGAUGAUGGACGUCAACGACAUGCUGGAGAUCAUCUCCGAAGAGGGGGCCUUGCAGAGCGUCAAAAUCCUGAACGACUGGCUCAAGCACGACCCCGACGUCCUCAAGUCCUGCGGCACCAACACCAGGAGCCUCAUCCGUCAGAUAACCCACCUGCUGAACCUCAUCAACAUCAACCUGGGCAGUCCCAAGAUGAUCGGGGUCAACAUGAGAUUGUCCGAGAUCAUCCACAAGCAGAACAAGCUGCCUCUGCCUGAAGAUGUGAUCCUCAAAGGGGUCGAGAUACUUGGAGAGGCGCACAAAGAUUUGGAUUGGAACUACGCGCAGACCAGGGGGGCCACCGUCAGAGAGGAGACUGUUGUCAGGGUGGUCAAAUUGAUUUCUUUUGGGAAAUUCCUCACGACCAUCGAGGAGACUGGGGUCACCUUCGACGAAGAUAGGAACGUGUUUGCCUGCAAGGAGGACGAGAAGGGCGAAGGGGAGAAGAUUUCCGCGACCAUAAUGGAGGACUUGGAGAUUCAGGAGGUAGACAACGGACCUCUCGUAGGGAAGCCCCCUUACGCGGAGGGCGACGACCACCACGAAUCCAAAGGCGGCCAGCUGACCAAGAUGAAGCACAUGGGCCAGCUGUGGCUGGCGGCCGAGGUGAGAGCCCUCGAGAGCCGCGUGGGCGGCAAGGCCGCCCUCUCGCCCUACUUGGUGCUCGAUGCCGACGCCCUCAUCAAGUACACGUUCAUGGUGAAGCACCUGGUGCACUCCAGGAAGUUCAUCGUCCUGGUGCCAACAGCAGUGGUUUCCGCCCUGGACGACCUGAAGAGGGAGAAGAUAGAGGCCCGCGACGCCAUCCGCUGGCUGGAGUCUCAGUUCCAGCGCGGCAACCGCUUCUUCAGGGCGCAGCGCCACCAGGAACGCGCUCCCAUUCCGUUUAUAAAAUACCCCAAGAAGAAAGACAAGGAGAUGCACGUUUACAUACAGAUAAUCGAGUGCUGCCACUUCUUGGCCGAACAGCAGAAAGGGGCGUCCAACGUGGUCACUCUCCUGAUCGGAAACCACAACGUCCUGUCCAACGGGGAGAACAAGGAAUUCAGUUACGUCGGCCUGGCGAAGUCGGCGGGCGUUGCGAUCGAAUCGAUCACCACCUUCUACGGAAAGUGGAAGAAGAGCAAGGGGAAGAGGUGAUGCGACGGCGGGGGCCGGUUUGGGAUCCAGAUUUCGAUAGGCGACGGAGACGACGUCGAUGCCGGACGUACCUGCUGCGACAGCGGCGCGUAUAAGUAUAUUAUGGGUUUAUUUUAUUACUAAUGAGACAGUUACUCGAUUAAGGGAUUUUAACUUGUAUGAUUUGGUCGUAUUUUUUUAUUAUUAUAUCGUUUUCAGUGUAGAUAACUUUUGUUCUAUUAAUAAACAAUUUUGAUGUU
Molecule: messenger RNA, 3161 nt
Organism: Anoplophora glabripennis (Asian longhorned beetle)
Lineage: Eukaryota; Metazoa; Arthropoda; Insecta; Coleoptera; Cerambycidae
Gene: Smg5
Product: protein SMG5
Exons: 5
Coding region: 166-2922 (918 amino acids)
Biological process (GO): nuclear-transcribed mRNA catabolic process, nonsense-mediated decay
Cellular component (GO): telomerase holoenzyme complex
Molecular function (GO): telomerase RNA binding; telomeric repeat DNA binding; protein binding
Source: RefSeq, a predicted model, not a curated record